This is a messenger RNA of Labrus bergylta (ballan wrasse), 1075 nucleotides long. RefSeq names its product MPV17 mitochondrial membrane protein like (gene mpv17l). NCBI's taxonomy places the organism in Eukaryota, Metazoa, Chordata, Actinopteri, Labriformes, Labridae. Gene Ontology annotation, biological process: cellular response to reactive oxygen species; mitochondrial ribosome assembly. Gene Ontology annotation, cellular component: mitochondrion; membrane; cytoplasm. The record is from RefSeq and is a predicted model, not a curated record.
GCAAGACUUCAGAGAAACAGUGUCCAAGUGACCACAGCGGUGCCAUGGCAGUUUUUACGCACAGCGCAAAGCUGCCAGUCGGAGUGUUUGAUAAACUUUUCGGUGGAGUUAACAUUUCUCAGUGAACACCUGAGGUCUGAUAAUGUGUGGUAUUCAUACUGCCGGUCGAAACGUCUAAUCCCUGCCUGAUUACCGCUCACAGAUGGAUUGCUUCCUGUCGAACAGCCUGCUGACAUCAGGGCCUAGUCAUAUUAAUUUAACCGCUAUGCUCGCGUCUUGAUUACAUAAUUGAGGCCGUUUAGGGCAGCCCAGCAUCACUUUGUAAGACCCCAUCGUCUCCCCCCCUAUUGGUGCCAACAUGAGGAGAGCUGUACUGAAGGAAGCAGCCAAACGCUUUCCCUGGCUGGCCAAUGUCACUCUGUACGGGGGCUUAUUCGCCGGCGGUGACCUUGUGCAUCAGCUCAUGGCUCAGAAGGAGCACAUGGACUGGAGACAUACUCGCAACGUGGCCAUUGUGGCAAUCAGUUUCCAUGGAAACUUUAAUUACUUCUGGCUGCGAGCUCUGGAGAGGCGCUUCCCUGGGAAGUCAGCAGGGAUGGUUUUCAGAAAACUGCUGCUGGACCAGAGCUUCGCGUCGCCUUUGGCCACCAGUGUCUUCUACACAGGGGUGAGCUUCCUGGAGGGGAAGGAGGACAUCUUUGAAGACUGGAGGGAGAAGUUCUUCAACACCUGGAAGACUGGACUCAUGUACUGGCCGUUCAUGCAGUUUCUGAACUUCGUCCUGAUGCCGCUGUACAUGCGGACGGCGUUCAUGGGCUGCUGCGCCUUCCUCUGGGCCACCUUCCUUUGCUUCUCUCGGCAGGAUGGCGAUGGCACCGCCGGCGUCGCUCUGGCCUUCGCAUUGGACCCCCGGAAGACCCUGGAGGAGAUACGCGAAGCCAGGCUGGCCCGGAAAAAGCAGAGGAAGGAGAGGGAAAACUGAAAAGAGGAGGACAGCACUUCUGUUUUUCAGGCCUUUGAGUAUCUGUUGCAGUGGUGUCCACUUUAUAGCUGAACCAGCACCUUUUAACUUGAA